AUGGCUACGGAGGUGAAGACCCAGUUGGCUGAACAUCCACUGAUGAGUCCAAGGGCUGAGCUGAAGCCUGAAAAGAAGUCAGAGCACAGGCCAAGGAGCCACGGGGACGGCAGGCCACAGAAAGAACUCAUGAUCCCAGGGAUCGUGGAUUUCCAGCUGAUCCAAACGACACUGAAGACCCCCAAGCCUCAAACCCCUGGUGCCUACCGCUUUGGCCGCCUCAGCCACCACUCCUUCUUCUCCCGACACCACCCCCACCCACAACGCGUGACCCAUAUCCAAGAUCUCACCAGGAAGCCCGUGUGUGUCGUCAGAGACGAGUUCUCUCUUGCCCCCUUGCCUCAAGCCACACUUUUAUCCCGCUGUCUGAUGGGGAUGCCCACCAUCUCUGUCCCCAUCGGAGACCCGCAGUCCAAUCGGGAACCCCGGCUUUCUUCUGAGGCCUGGAAGAAGGAGUUGAGGGACCUGGCUUCCCAGGUGGCCAUCUUCACCAAGGAGAAUGAGCUGAAGAGCAAAAAGCAGAAGGAGGAGCCUCAACAGGAGCAAGGGGCAAAGUACUCGGCCGAGACCGGGAGGCUCAUCCCCACUUCCACCCGAGCCAUUGGUCGCCGCCACUCCCGCCAGGGCCCACGGAUUUAUCCUUCUGGCAAAGAUGGAGGAGUCCAGACCAUCGUUCUGCAGGAUCAGGAGCUGCUGAUCCUGGAGCUCCUUUGUCAGAUCCUGCAGACAGACUCCUUGAGUGCUAUCCAGUUCUGGCUCCUGUAUGCUCCCCCGAAGGAGAAAGACCUAGCACUGGGACUCCUGCAGACAGCGGUGGCUCAGCUCCUUCCGCAGCCCCUAGACUCUAUCCCGGUGGAAAAACUUCUCGAUCAGCUCCAGGAAGUCCAAGAGCCAUCUCAAGAGAGGCAACAGCCACCCUACAGCCAAUCCCCGAAGAAGACGAAGACACCGCCCCUACCCAAAGGCGACAAACCAGAGUAUAUCGGAAGAGCACAAGUUCUUCGGAUGCAUUCAAGCCAGAACGCAGAAGAGAGAACUUCAAAGCCAAAGGCAGAAUGCUGA
Molecule: messenger RNA, 1062 nt
Organism: Neomonachus schauinslandi (Hawaiian monk seal)
Lineage: Eukaryota; Metazoa; Chordata; Mammalia; Carnivora; Phocidae
Gene: TBATA
Product: thymus, brain and testes associated
Exons: 9
Coding region: 1-1062 (353 amino acids)
Source: RefSeq, a predicted model, not a curated record